AGAGGGAUUCCCUCCAUCUUCAUCAUUAACUGCAUGACCAGGAUAAUGUUUGUCAUAACCUGAUGUCUCAGCUGGAAGGAAGCAGAUCAGUCACUGGUCAGAGUUGGAAGAAUCCAGGGAUUCCAAGCUUUGAAUGAUGAGCGUUUUUACAAGAGUACCACAGCUAAACUGAAAAGGCAGAUGCAGCUCUGGGUACCAGAUUGAGUGAGCUGGUGUGUGCACUGCACGUAAAUGAAAACACACAUGUUUUUGUCAUCACAUAGACUUACUGUUGCAUAUUCCUGAGAGCUUUGCAAUUGAUGAAAAUUAAUUUGAGAACCAGAUGGAGCACCUUUACACCGCAGGAAUCAGUAACCCAUGGAAAGACACCUGCCAGUAAUGUUCAACUUUCCACAUGGUCUUCACGGGUGAAAAAAGUUUGCAAGAAGAGGAAGAAAAAACAACCUCUGCACAGAAAAAGCCUAAUAAAUACCUCCACAAUCUAAAUCAAUAGCUGCGAGAGAAACAAGGAUACAGAGGGUAGAGGAAACUGAUUUUGUUAUUGCAGAAGAAUAAUGUAUGGUCUUUGGCACGUUUUGCUUUGGGCUCAGUAGAUUGUGAAUGGACUAAUAAAUCGUGACCAUAUGUUGAGUAAUGAUGACUGGAAGUAAAUAAGUUGAGGAACUAUGGGACAAGUCUGGGCAUUGAACUGAGCAAACCUCGUUGUCCUUCUUGAGUUAACCAGGUCAUCAAACUUGCAUAUUCUUUCUCCCUCUCCUUUUUCCUCUUUUCACUUAGUGUGGUAUAAAUACUAAUUAAUUGAGCUCAUAAAUGUUAUUCAAAUAAAACGAUUGGAAUACUUCAUAUGUUUCCUUCUUGUACAGCUGCAAAUGUUGUGUCUGGAACUAUGAAUCUGUGCUGUAGACAAGCAUCAAGAAGGAAAGAUCCGAUCAAACAAGCAAGGAAAAUACCUAGAGAAAUAGUGAACCCAGGAAGUCAGAUUUUUAAUGCUGCUUCUCUUUCUUUUUUAGAUGAUUAUAUUUCUUCUUUCCUUGAAUUUUAGAAGAUUUUGAAAGAGUGCUUACUUGAUGUGCUUUAAUUCUGGCAUUUGUUUUUUACGGUAGGAUGAAAAGUCUGUGAUUCCUUGUAGCAGAAAAAAGGGAAAAGUAAAGAAAAAACAGCUUGACAUUUUAGCCUGUUUCAGAGGAGACAGAACUUCAUGGUUCACCUGAGGCAAACUUACCUGCUUUGAAAGCUAAAAGCUUUAGAGCAUUUUUGAUUCUGCUGUAAAUGAAGAGGGGUUUUCUUUUUCAUUCGUGUGUGGCAGCAAAAAGUGGGAAAGCAGGCAAGAUAGUGUGAUAAACAGUUCAGGCUGUGUUGGGUCUCUGGUGGAAAAAAAGUGCUGCAAUGAAAAUUGGAUUGGCUUUGGAUUGCAAAAACUUUUGAGUCCAACAAGCGGUUCAGUACCAAGAGGGAUUUCCCAACUGGCCUGGCACACCAGUGCCUGCACAAGUUCGGGUCUGUUGUUUCGCACGGUUUGUGUGCCUUUUUUUCCCUUUAUGCAAUCUCUUUCAGCUUUAGCAGCAGAAAUACAUCAGAUGGAAAAGAUAUGCCAGAGGGCAGCUUGGAAAAGAUGAAUGUCAUAUAUAUACAUAUAUAUGUAUGUGCGUGUGUUUAAAUUUCUGCAACUGAACUUUUGAAGAAAAUCUGACUGGAGGAAAUCUUAAAAGCCUUAAGUUACUUGAAACCUACACAUUUGCAACUCUUUGUCUCUGGAAUUGCAUUACACUAAACUGGAAUCUCAGGCUGUAUAAAGAUUAUAACAAGUUGAGCAAAAAGAUGACUUAACCAUUUCUUGAGCGCCUCUUAUGAAGUAGCUGUUUCUCCAAAGGAUAAGUGCACCCUCACUCUACAGACUCAAAAACAAAAAUGAACCUGAAUUUUUUUUUAAGUGUUACUUUUUCUUAGCCAACUGCCAUCAUCUUUUAUAGAGGAAUUUUUCACUAUGCAUUUGGUGGAUAUUUAUAAACACUGACCCCAUCCUCCUCCCUUUCAAUGAUCUAUCCCAGGUCAGUCUUAUCAAUAAAAAAAAAAAAAAAUUGAUUUAAAUUUUGUGCACUAGACAUAUUACUUUCUUAUGUCAAAAAAUAAAAUAUUUAAAAAGCAUGUAUGCAGCAGUGGAACAUGGGCCUGUUCUUUGCAGCGAUUCCAACAUCCUCUGCCUCUCCUGGAAAGGGAGAGUCCCCAAAAGUGAGAAGGAGAAACCAGUGUGCAGGAGGCGGUACUAUGAGGAAGGCUGGUUGGCAACAGGCAAUGGCAGAGGAGUUGUAGGCGUCACUUUUACUUCCAGCCAUUGCAGGAGGGACCGGAACACCCCUCAGAGAAUCAACUUCAAUUUGAGGGGCCACAACAGUGAGGUUGUGCUGGUGAGAUGGAACGAACCAUUCCAGAAAUUAGCAACCUGCGAUGCAGAUGGAGGAAUAUUUGUUUGGAUACAAUACGAAGGCAGAUGGUCUGUGGAGCUUGUGAAUGAUCGUGGGGCACAGGUAAGCGACUUUACAUGGAGCCAUGAUGGGACUCAAGCACUAAUCUCCUACAGAGAUGGAUUUGUGCUGGUCGGUUCAGUCAGUGGACAGAGACAUUGGUCUUCGGAAAUCAACUUGGAGAGUCAGAUCACCUGUGGCAUAUGGACUCCAGAUGACCAACAGGUACUGUUUGGCACUGCUGAUGGACAGGUUAUUGUCAUGGACUGCCAUGGCCGAAUGCUGGCCCACGUGCUCCUUCACGAGUCAGAUGGCAUCCUCAGCAUGUCCUGGAACUAUCCCAGCUUCCUGGUGGAGGACAGCAGCGAGAGCGACACAGACUCCGAUGACUAUUCCCCACCGCAAGAUGGACCAGCUGCGUAUCCAGUCCCGGUGCAGAACACCAAGCCACUACUUACUGUCAGCUUCACGUCGGGAGACAUUAGUUUAAUGAACAAUUACGACGACUUGUCUCCUACUAUCAUCCGCUCAGGGUUGAAAGAUGUGGUGGUACAGUGGUGUACACAAGGAGACCUACUUGCAGUAGCAGGCAUGGAGAAGCAAAGCCAGCUGGUUGACCUCAGCAAUGGUUCCCUGUUGAAAAGUGCACUUGUCAAGUUCUACAAUGUGCGCGGGGAACAUAUCUACACUCUGGAGACACCUGUACAGCGUCCCAUCAUCUCCAUCUGUUGGGGUCACAGGGAUUCGCGCCUGCUGAUGGCUUCCGGACCUGCAUUAUAUGUCGUCAGAGUCGAGCACAGGGUCUCCAGUCUGCAGCUGCUGUGCCAGCAGACCAUCGCUAGCUGUCUGCGGGAUGACAAGGAUAUCAGCAAACUGACCCUGCCCCCGCGGCUCUGCUCGUACCUCACCACUGCCUUUAUACCAACAAUCAAGCCUCCUAUCCCAGACCCAAACAAUAUGAGAGAUUUUGUCAGCUACCCAACAGCUGGUAACGAACGGCUUCACUGCACGAUGAAGCGGACAGAAGAUGACCCAGAGGUUGGUGGUCCAUGUUAUACUCUGUAUCUGGAAUACCUUGGGGGACUGGUGCCUAUCCUGAAAGGUCGUCGUAUCAGCAAGUUGCGGCCAGAGUUUGUCAUCAUGGAUCCUAAAACAGAUGGAAAAGCAGAUGAAAUCUAUGGAAACAGCUUGAUUUCCACUGUGAUUGACAGCUGUAACUGCUCGGACUCCAGCGAUAUUGAACUGAGUGAUGACUGGGCAGCAAAGAAAUCUCCCAAAAUCAGUCGAGCUAGCAAAUCACCCAAACUUCCCAGAAUCAAUAUAGAAGCUCGCAAAUCUCCAAAGAUGUCACGAGCUGCACAGGAGAUAUCAAGAUCGCCAAGGUUACCAAUAAGGAAACCUUCUAUUGGUUCACCAAGCCUAACCCGAAGAGAGUUUCCUUUAGAAGAUAUUACUCAGCACAACUACCUUGCUCAGGUCACAUCUAAUAUCUGGGGAACAAAAUUUAAAAUAGUGGGUUUGGCUGCUUUCCUACCAACUAACCUUGGUGCAGUAAUAUAUAAAACCAGUUUGCUGCAUCUUCAGCCCAGGCAGAUGACAAUAUAUCUCCCAGAAGUGCGGAAAAUUUCAAUGGACUACAUUAACCUGCCUGUCUUUAAUCCAAAUGUUUUCAGCGAAGAUGAAGAUGAUUUACCAGUUCCCGCCGCGACGACCGCCGCCCUUCCACCCCCGCCCGGGCCUCCGCAGCCACCCCUCGACCUCUGCCUAAAAAAGGGGGAGUUCUCCCUCUACCCAGCGGGGCACUACCAGACGCCCCUAGGGUAUGAGCGGAUAACCACUUUCGACAGCAGCGGGAACGUGGAGGAGGUAUGCCGGCCUCGCACCAGGAUGCUCUGCGCCCAGAGCACCUACACCCUGCCGGGGCCCGGCAGCUCCGCCACCUUGCGCAUCACCGCCGCCGAGAAGAAGAUGCAGCAGCCCUGCACCAGCGCCACCCUGAACCGACUCACGGUCCCCCGUUACUCCAUCCCAACUGGGGACCCACCGCCCUACCCCGACAUCGCCAGCCAGCUGUCCCAGGGCAGAAGCAUCACACAGAGACUGGACAGCAGUAUCAUUCAUGCGACUCUGCGGAGGAACAGCAGAGAGGCAGCCCUGAAAAUGGCUCAGCUGGUGGAUGGUCAGAGAGCCACCUUACAGCUUCCCCCAAAAGCCAAGAGCAGCGUUGUGACAGCACAGUACCAGCAGAGAGUACCCACUGCCUUGUACACCUGCAGCCAGUGCAGCAGCAGUGGCAGUGGUGGCAGCAGCAACGCGAGCACUGGUGGUAUGGGCAACAUCACUAGUGCCAAUGCUAGUAGCACCACUUCCAGUAUUGGUGGCAUGAGACCUGAUUUGAGCACGGGGAGUGGCUCCCAGCACAGCUCUGUCAUUGCUCACUCUGUCAGUACUUCGCCUCUGGCCUCCCAGUCCUCCUACAGCUUGCUGAGCCCGCCUGACAAUUCCCGUGACCGAGCAGAUUAUAUCAACUCUGCCUUCACGGAGGAUGAGGCCCUUUCUCAGCACUGCCCAGUGGAGAAAUCAAUACGGCACGUACCCGUGUCUUUGACGGAGGCUGCCCUCGGUGUAAAACGGCCACCACCGUACCAGUGGGACCCUAUGGUGAGUGAAGAGAUAUGGGUUCCUCAGGAAAGGACAUCUCAGAGCUCCGUGCCCAACCCUCUAAAACCUACUCCCCUCAUCAUCGGUCAAGCGCAACAUCUGGAUAUGUCUCGAGUGCCGUUUGUUUCCCCCAAGUCUCCAACCAGUCCCACUGCCACUUUCCAGACAAGUUAUGGGGUUGGAGUACCUUACCCAGGAAGCUACAGUGCCCCUCCCCUUCAGGGAAUGCAGCCCCCCUGCUCCCCCAAAGAAGCUCUGGCUCCAACGCAGUUUGCACAGCAGGAGCCCACAGUUGUGCUUCAGCCAGGUUAUCCAUCCAACCUCUCCUAUUGCCCUUUGCCACCCAUGUAUCCGGGAAGUAGCGCCUGCUCUAGUUUACAGCUGCCACCAAUCGCCUUGCACCCAUGGAGCUCCUACAGCGCCUGCCCGCCCGUACAGAACCCCCAGGGCACCUUGCCCCCCAAGCCGCUCCUUGUGGUGGAGAAGCCAGUCAUGUCUCCUCCGCCAGCGGAGCUGCAGGGCCAUGUGGGCACAGAGGUAAUGGUGGAGACGGCAGACACCUUCCAGGAGGUGCUCUCCUUGACGGAAAGCCCCGUUCCUCAAAGGACAGACAAAUUCGGCAAGAAGAGCCGGAAGCGCCUGGACAGUCGAGCUGAGGAAGGAAACGUGCAGGCUAUCACCGAGGGCAAGGUCAAAAAGGAGGCAAGGACACUGACCGACUUCAAUUCGCUAAUAUCCAGCCCUCGGCUGGGGAGGGAGAAGAAGAAGGUCAAGAGCCAGAAAGACCAGCUCAAGUCCAAGAAGCUGAACAAGACAAAUGAGUUUCAGGACAGUUCGGAGAGUGAGCCAGAGCUUUUUAUCAGUGGGGAUGAACUGAUGAACCAGAGCCAGGGCAGCAAAAAGGGUUGGAAAACCAAAAGGAGUUUGAGGACAGCCAGUGAGCUGGAUGAAUUCAAGUGCCGGAAGGCCAGCGAGAAGGAGGACGGGAGGCUGGGGAGCCAGGGCUUUGUGUAUGUGAUGGCCAACAAGCAGCCGCUGUGGAAUGAGGCGACACAAGUCUACCAGCUGGACUUCGGAGGGCGGGUGACCCAGGAGUCGGCAAAAAACUUCCAGAUUGAGCUGGAAGGACGACAGGUGAUGCAAUUUGGAAGGAUUGAUGGCAAUGCUUACAUUUUGGACUUUCAGUACCCAUUUUCUGCAGUGCAGGCCUUUGCUGUUGCUCUGGCUAAUGUGACUCAACGCCUCAAAUGAACAAGCAGAGACUGGAGAGAGGAAAAUGUUAACCUCAUAAAGUCCAAACCAGAAAAUGUCAGGGCAGCCUGCUUUAGGUGUGCAGAGGUGCCUGGGAGUGAAGAAGGCAGUAAAACUGGAAAAGUCUCUUGGUGCCCAACAGAAGGGCAUUAACUCUAAUCAGUCAUGGGGUGGAGGGUGGGGGGCUGUUUUCUGUUUUGUUUGUUUGUUUGUUUGUUUUCAGGUGGUUUUUUUUUCUUUUUAAGCGUUGUGCUGGGUCUCAGAAAGAGCGAAGGGUUGAGAGCCAUUCAGUGUUACGUGGAGAAGUGUGGCUUUUGGCUUGUUGUGGUGGUUCUGCCGUGUUUGCUACAGUAGCCGAUGUAAGCUCAUAGGGGGAUUAAAAAAGACUGCUCUUUUUGAUAGACUGCCUUAUAUCAUGCUGUUCUUUUUAAAACAGGGAACAUAACUUUUUUUCUGGUCCAGUUUGUACUACUACUACUAUUACUACUACUACUCUACUACAUCAGUGAUAGCAGCAAAAAAAAAGAAGCUAUAAUACUUGAAGACACGUGUUUCUUCUCUGAUUUCUGAUAAUAACUGAUCGCCACAAGUUCCAAGGAAGCUUAUGUAGGUCAAUGUUUAAUUUAUAAAUAACGAUGUAUUAUUCAGAAGAGAAACAAUUGUUACCAAUGGGUGGUUUAAAAACCCAGUGUAUCAAAGAAGUUGAUGUCUGCUUGUUUUGUGUGCUGUUAUUGGGGAUAAACAUCUUUCAGUAGGUGACAGAAGAUAGAGGAGGAAAUAAUUACAAACAUUGCUUCUUUUGUUCUUGGGGAUAACCAUCUUUCGGUAGGUGACAGAAAAUACAGGAGGAAGUAAUCAUGAGUGUUGCUGCUUUGCUCAUAUUGAUCAGCAGUAUUCUGUGAUUUGGCCUGUAUCUGGGAGAGAUAGUGUGACCAGAUAGUGUGGCCUCUGAGGCCACACCUGUACACGCUCCUCAUUUAACUGUGUUUACACUUUAUCAAAGUCUUUCAAGUUAAUGAGAAGGCCAAAUGUCUUCAGUCUUCUUAGCAAUCAGUAUGAAUCAAGUUCUACAACAGUGUAUCAGUGCUUGAACUGGGAAGGAGACAGAAGGGUAGCAUUACAAGAAGCAAUGUCAUGAAGAAAACAAUUUCAUUACAGGAAACAACAUCAUGGCUGUCUGGAGAACAAAUGAGUUGAAAGAGGAAGGAAAAAUUGGACAGAAUCAUCCCUUUUAUCACCUUGCUACUUGAGCAGUCUUUGUGACUGUGGUUUGAGAAUAUAAUGCUCCAGCUAAGAGUGGGAAGCCAAAGUUUACAUGGAGAGUUAAGGAGGAAGGCUUAAUAACCGCAGCAUGACUCUCUGCUGUUCUUUCUGGUGUACAUGCAGACCUGGGGAGCAUUUCAGAAGGGUUGCUUGCACAGAAGAGUUUCUGUGUUGUCCAUGUGUUGUGCACAUACUUAUUUGCUUUCUCUCUUUCCUCCUUGCCUGCAUUUUGCUACAGAAUAUAUUUUGAUAUGGAAGUAGUUUCCCCAGUAAUACACAAAACCCAAAACUAUUCAUGUAAUUAUUUGGACAUUAGAUUACAAAAUGUAACUUCAGGUUUCCUUCAGAAAUCACUCUUUUGAAGUGAAAGGCACACUGAGAAAGAUACGUUGGUUGAGGUGUCGAUGGCUGCUUUGUCUUUGUCUCUUAUUCACAGUUCAACUUCUUUCUUGAAAAACUCAGUAUAACUUAAGAUGAAUACGUGUGAUUUUCUCUCUUUGCUUUUCUUAAAUCCUAAUGGUAGGGUAGAUGUGUGUCACAUUUGAUUCGUUCUAGAGGAACAUAUUGCACAAGACCCUGCUGUAGGAGAAGUUCCCAACAUGCACUGAGCUUAUAUCUGCUGUUCUGCUGAGGCUUCACAGCAUAGAGGCAGUAAUGCCAGAGAGAAGUUUCAGAGAGUUGCCAAGGGAGAUGACAAGGCAGAUCAUCCAUAGGUAACAUCCCACGGGGUAAGUCCAGGAAAAAACACCUGCAAGAUGGUUUCCUUGGAGAGAGGAAGUAAUACAGGAAGGAAGGAGGGGGGAAGUAGAUGGUACCAUCUCUGUAUUACCCCUUCUGCUUGCAUGUGGGAGUGGUCAGGCACAACAUUCUCCUUGGCAUCUAGCAGAUUUUUGUUUGCUUUAAUUAAUUUUGUUGAAUUUCCAUCAGUUUUCUGGGCCUAUUUGUAUUCUUUCUCACAAGCAUGAUUUAUUCAGCAUUUUGAGUGCCUGUAGGUAUAGUGUGUAUGGAACAGAGGAACAGACAUGAAUUUGGCUCUGGUCCCUUAAAAAUCAAUGGAAUUGUUUCGCUUGGAUUUUUGUGGAGGAAGCACUAUUAAGUCCUUUGUCUAUAUUUAGUUAUAUAUGCUGUACAAACAGCAUGUUGAAUUCUCAGUCCACCAAUUCCAAUAUAUAAGGAGGAAAGUUGGCUGAUGAGAAUCCUCGCCUUGCCCUAAUAUCUAUGCUAACCAGAGUAUAACAGGCGCACAUAGAACACCGUAAGAGAAGAAACAUACCAUGGCUUGCUUGCGUGUUUGCUGAGGCCACCCAGUCACAUGUUAGAAAUCUUCAGCUGGAAGAAACAUCACCUGUAGUUUCAAGCCAAAAUUGUUAGUACCAUGGAAACAACAUGAAUGUUUUUUCUGAGCAAAAUCUAAUCUAAAUAGAAGACUUCUGCAUGCAGUUUCUUCAACCUUCCAGUGAACAGUAUUCCUCUUCGCUUGAUUCUUUGUCAACUUUUUCCAGUUAUCAGCAGUUUUAUGCUAAUGGAGAAAAAAGAAAUGAAACCCAGUACAAGUAGCAGAGUUAGUAAUUUGGUUUCACUUGCCAGGUCACGAUUGCAUCCUUCUGAUGGCACCUACAACGAGUCUUGGCAUAGAAAGAGACCUGGUUUCUGCCCCAGCAAAGCACAAGGAAUAAUUAUAAAAAAUUAGGAAAAUAAAUUCAAUUUCUGGUUUCCAGUUUACUUGUCAGAAAAUGCUAUAGGAUAAGAUUAUCUUUUAUCUUUUUGAAAAUAAUUUGUGUCCCUUUAACUGAGGAUUUUAAUGACAUAGAGAAUACCCAGCAUUAGAGAGAGAAAAAAUAGAGUUUUAAUGAAAGGAAUGGGAAUUAUGUAAAUGUCUGAGCAUGCAACUGGAACCCUAAAUUAUACAGAGAACAAUUGAAAGUGACAGUUGCUUUAUUUUUCAUUGAGAUACAACAUAGGAAACAAAUUUAAAAUUCCCCCCAAAUAAUCACCUAAAUCCUGAAGAACACUAUUGCAUUCAGAAAAAAGAUAGACACAUUUUAUAUUUGGUUAGUAAAACCCAGGUUUUCUGUAGAUAACUAAGUUCUUCUAGGAAGAAUGUAGCAAAGUGUUCAGAAAUAUCUAGUUCUUUUAUACAUACAAUAAUUUCCAGUAGUUAAAUGAGGUUUUUUCCAAAGCUUUUUUUAGUUGUGCAAUAAUUGUGACAGUCAUGGGGUUUUAUGAGUUUUUUGUUGGCUUUUUUGUUUUUUUUAGGGAGUUUUGAGUGAUUUUUUUUUUUUAAGAUAAUUUAAUGCAGAUUUCCUGUUAAUGUCCAAAAGACAUAUUAUUUAUCUGGCGUAAUGAAAUAACUGAUUUAGGGAUUAUUUUAUUUCUAUGUAUCAGUGAGUUAUACACACUUUCUUAUUUAUAUUUAAAGAGUAUCUUUGUAAGUAAUUGUUUGCUAGCAGUAUGUUUUGCUGCCAGAAGUUAAAAUGCAUAUAGGAAAACCUGUUUUUGCUGGAUAGUAUAAAAAAUUUCAUAAUGCAGGCAGGCAAAUAUAUUUUUUUGGCAACUGAACACAGUGAGUUCACUAUGGAGGACUGUGUAGACUACGAGGAGUGUACAUGACUUCUUUGGGUCCUGCAGAAAUCUGUCCUUCUCCACUGUUUUCCUCCUUUGUUUCUAACUAUAUACUUCAGUUGGGAGUGGUUUUAAAAAUACAAGGCUUGAUUUGCUUUCCCUCUUCUUAGUACAGUGCUUUUUCUUGAGAUAUAAAAUCAGGUGGGUCACAUGAUAAAAGAGGCUAUAACGAUAUAGGCUCAGUUUGUAAGAAGUUCAUUGCGUAGUUUAGUAGAGUUUGGCAAUGGCGUAAUGCAGAGAUACAAGCAAACUAGCUUGGAAUAAACUAGCUGAGGCACAAGAAAUAGGCAGUAGUAGAUGCAUUUUCCUCUGCUCAGACUAAUAACACUCCUUCAGCUGGGCUCAACUGAUUCCAGCACAGCCAUAGCGCUUUUGAUACUGAGCUAGCGCUGCACAGAGCUGAUGGAGCUGAGCCCUGACAUUGCCUGCAGCAGCUUUGCCUCUUCAGGAUGCUCCAUCGGAAACCUGGUAGAGCAGGAGUUCCUCCACUCAGCCUUGGAGGUCUGCUCCCACAGCAGCAUGAAGCUGCUGUGGGGUUUGGCUGCAGCAGCUUUGAGCAGAGAAAGCCCUGAUGCCAGCCAGUGGCCAUGGUGACCAUUUGAGGUCAGAAUCUGCCCCACUGAAAACCUGAUUCUUUUGAAACAAUAUGGCUCAUAUCCUUGAAAUAAAGCUUCUAACAGAGUCUAAAAAUUAAUACUUAAAGUCUGGUAUGAAGUGCACCGUGCAUGGAGUGGCAAAUUUUAGCUUGAAACGAUGAGAAUAUCAUGUUUCUCCGGUAUAAUGUUUCUGCAACACCCUAAGAAACUAUGAGAAGGAGGGGGGUGAAAGAGGAAAUAAAAGAAAUUAACACAUUAGUAAUUUUGCACUCAGUUCCAGAGGUAGCAGUAAUAUGUGCCAUGGGCUGUCAGAAUAUCAGUAAAUCUGCACACAGGUUCAUGUCAGAUAAACUUUGAGUGGUGCAACUGCAAGUAAAACAGUUCCACAUUUCUCUCCAGUUUUGUUCCAUUGUUUUUAUGAAGAUGCAUGAAGGUCUACAGGUGUCAAAGAUACCCGACUUUGCUGAAGCCUUGAGCCUAGACUUUCUGUAGGUCCAGGCUCCUUGAUGUGUCUUUUUAGCAUCUUCUCUGAAAUUUCAAACAAAUUUUGGAGCUUGUCUAAUCGUUGCCUCAGAUAGUUUCUGUGCAUUUGCUUUUUGCAGCCUGAUGCAUGUGAUCCUACGUUAUCUUGGUGCCCUGUUACCUGUCAGAAACAAUUUAAAUCCUCCUAUGAAGAGAGCAGCAUGUUCAAAAACUGAUUUGAUUGAGAGAAAGGGGAGAGAAGACUUAAGAGUAAGUUUUCACUAGCUUUUAAGAACAUGUUUCCCAGAUCAACAGUUUAGAAAUUGCGCAUUUCUACAGAGCCCAAACCACUCCAGACCAGUAAAUCUGACUUGGAGAUUAGCAACAGAUGAGUCACUUGCAUGGCGUGCUCUCAGAGAGCCAACUUCUAACCUCACUACAUGGUUGCACCAAGAUACGUAAGAGUAGAAUCCAACCCAAAAUGUACUUUCUCAUUACUAUGUGAUUGUAAAGUAAUAAUUACAUAUAUGACCCAUAUAUCCACUUAAGAAAAUUAUAAAACACUAGCCAACAACUAUAUUGACAGUUCUGUAUAACCCCCUUUGAAGAAUGAUAGAAGUAAAAUCCUGGCCACAGAGUAGUCAUUCAGACAGAUAUUUGCCUUUUAUUCCCCUUUCUAGGAUUCCAUCACAGGAGAGCAAGCUGUUUAUGUUACUUAGAGAUUGGCAUCAUGGUUUUCCCACUAGAAGAGAGUUUUAUACUGGAGACAAAAAUGGGAAAAUUCUGGUAGACUAACAUUUUCAUUUUCAAGUCCCUUCACCUUCAAGGCAAGCACAAUCCUCCGUCAGCAAAUACCAAUUUAGAGUCUGUUACCCUCAGGAGUAGUCUGCAGGUAGGGCACCACAGGUUCUCUUUGUAGGAUUGGAGUUUACAUGCACCAUUCUUGAAGGAAUAAGAUUAAUUACUACUUGUGAACAAUGGGGUAUGUGAAUUAUUUUAUCUUUGUAUUUAUAUAAUGUUCUAGUAAAAGAAUCCUGCAGGAAAGUUUUAAGAUUAAAAGACUCAGCUUUGCGUGUUGCCUGAUACCUUUGAAGAUGUAUCAGUUUGGCUGUUGCAUCUAGAAAAUUAGAUUUUUAAGACAAAAGCAAUUCACCAAAUAAUGAAAUAAGAUUCAGUGAAGCAAUUCUUGCUAAGAAAAAUAAAAACUUCACCCUUCAAUUUUUGAUUUUGCAAAUGGAUCUGUAAUGAGAAAUUUGUGCUUCAAAGCAAAAUUAAUUGUGGAGCACUAUGCAAAUGCACAGGUUUGCUGACUCAGAGCUGACUGCAGGAUCAACAUGAUUUUGUAUGACUUAAAUGAAUGAAACCAAACACAUAACCUAUCCACAAACACAUACCUAUCCAGAGCGUUCAAUGAAAAAAAUAGAGGGUAUGAUGUUAAAGCCUGCCAGUUUAUUCUUAAUCCUUGCCCUCCAGUUUACAUUAUUAUGAAUUUUAAAAUAUUAUCUGAUCCAGCAAUUCUGAGUCCUGACAAAUGUUGUCUAUUUGUGGAAGGUUUAUCUUACUGGCCAAGUUGAUGGUUUAUGUAUGGGUUAAGAUUAAAGUAAUAAUAAAAAGGAAACAUUUCUGAACAGUGUGCAGACACCUGAGUUUCAAGUAUUUCAUCAGAAUAGUGCUCAGCUUGUAAAUCCUACCUAUGUUGUUUCAAGCUAUUUGUUCAGAACUUUCCUAAUUUUCCCUUUGUUUCUUUUGUUUGCUUGAUACAUGUUUUGCCUUUGGUUGCCUUUUGUUUCACUGUUUCUGCAUUCACUGCUUUCUUUUCUUUUUAUGUGUUGUGCAUUUGGGGGAGGGUAUGUCUGUUCAAGAUCUCGUUGUUUAUUGUAGAUACAAUAUAUGGUGUUGUGGAAUAGCAUGGGGAUGCAUUUGAUUGAAAAGGCACUGUGGUGUUUCCUGAAAAAGAAGGGGAGUUGCAUUUGUUUAUAAAUGCAUUAUUUUGGUACUAUAACUUUGAACAUGAUUUUGGAUUUAUUUUUUUUUUUUUUUUAUUUAACAGGCAUAUAGUCAUGCAGGUGCAUGCAUUCUUAAGCUAGCAAGCCCAGCAUGUUUUUCUUAAGGCUUUU
Messenger RNA from Athene cunicularia (burrowing owl), 13434 nucleotides. It is a transcript of the gene TULP4, whose product is annotated as tubby like protein 4. The transcript is spliced from 15 exons. The coding region runs from base 2145 to 6374 and encodes 1409 amino acids. Gene Ontology annotation, molecular function: protein binding. NCBI's taxonomy places the organism in Eukaryota, Metazoa, Chordata, Aves, Strigiformes, Strigidae. The record is from RefSeq and is a predicted model, not a curated record.